AUGAUAACCAUAAUGGAUCAAAAUGAUAAUAGACCUUAUUAUAAUCCAGACACUUUCAAUAUUGGUUAUUCAGCAAUUUUUCGUCCUGGCAUAGGGAUCCUUGAUCCAUAUAAUGUAACUCUGGCCGAUAAAUUAUCUAUAAUAAGUAAAGACAACCAUGGAUCCCUUGGUAUAGCUAACAGUGGUAUUGGAUCAUUGGGCAAUAUUAAAAAUAUUAUCCAAGUGGAUCCAGUGGAACAAAGUUCUAUAAAAACACUUUGGAGUAAGUUUGAUGUUAAAAAGUAUCUCAAUUCUCUAUAUUCAAUGUUGAUAAGGCAGAUAUGUCUACAGCCAUUCCAAGUGGCCAAGUUAUUGUUGCAGUUAUUAUCACCUAAUGAUAUUGAUUCAAAUGUUUCCUCUUUAAACAAACUAUCUGCGACAUCCAAUAAUAAUCCAGAACAACAACAACAUGAGUAUGAUUAUGACGAUUAUGAGGAAAGGGAGGAGAUAGAUUUUUUUCCACCGAAAUUUAAGACUUCACAACAACAUGAUUCUAAUGAUGACGAUAUUCAUAAACCCAUACUUGAACCAUUACCUUCACAUUCACAAUCCAAUAAUAUGAAUGAUGUUGAUGAUAACAAUAAAUCAAGACUUAUUUUCCCUAAAUUGGAUACAUGGACCAUUAUAGCCACAUUACAACAAAACUUAGGAUGGAAAUCUUUGUGGACAUCUUUUCAAAAUAUGUUAUUGUAUGAUACCUUGUAUCCAAUCUGCACAUACACAUUGAAAAGAGGGUUGUUGACGCCUUUAUUAUCUCUCUUUAUGCAACCCAUUAAAAUUAUAUAUUCAUUGACCACACAGACAUUACUUAAUUGUACAGUGGAAUUCAUUACAGAAUCUAUAUUAUUAUUGCCCAUCGCAUUAAACAGUGUAAAAGAUGUGAUGCUUAUGGGUCUGCACCCAGAGUUUAAACAAAGAAGAGAUAUUUAUUGGUUCCAUGAUUUGGAAUGGAACCAAACGUUGAUCUCUAUUCAACUGUUUACACUACUGAAAGUCAUUAUUAAUAACCUGUACCAUCAUCUAUUUGAAUCAAUUGUAGUCUCUUACUGCGGUAUCAAUUUAUCACAUUUGUCAUCUCAUGAAAGAUUAUUAAUUAUAAUAACCUUGAAGUUGAUUAUUGAUUCAGUCCAAUUAAUAUUUAAGUUGCCAUUAGAAUCUCUAGUCAAUAGAUUUAAAUGGAAAUAUGUGAUUAAAACAGAUAAGAAUGAACUAAGCAACGAUUCUGUUUCUUUACCAUUGAUUUUUAAACCUAUUAACGUUCAUUCACAAGAGAUCUGGACAGGUCUUUGGCGUGGUUGGAGAUUACAUUUAAUUUCUCGUAUAUGUGGUACAAUCUUUAAAUACUUAAAUGGAUUAGGCACUGAUUUAGAAUGGGAGAAAUUCUAA
This is a messenger RNA of Arxiozyma heterogenica, 1425 nucleotides long. RefSeq names its product mitofusin complex protein UGO1 (gene UGO1). The transcript has a single exon. The coding region runs from base 1 to 1425 and encodes 474 amino acids. Lineage: Eukaryota; Fungi; Ascomycota; Saccharomycetes; Saccharomycetales; Saccharomycetaceae. The record is from RefSeq and is a predicted model, not a curated record.